AUGGCUGAGAUUGAAAAGAGUUUCAAUGGUUUAGAUUUGUCCAUGGCUAAAAUCCAAUGGUCCAGAUUUGUAUUCCUAACAACUCUCACCAACCCACUGCAUUUUACCAGAAAGAGAGCUCAAUCGAAGGAAGAACACAGCUCAAUAGAAAGCUCUCUUCUCCACCAUCACCAGGAACUCUUCUUUCUUGUGGGUCUAGCUUGCAGCAACCUUGUGUUUCAAGUUCCCCAGUUCCAGAUUGUUUCUCGACGCUCUGAUUCCUUUAAUUUUGCUUCUCAAGCAGAUACUCAGGUCCAAUUUCUUCAAGAAAGAAAUGUUAAUGUUGUUAUCCGUGAUGAGCGUGACCUUAAUGUCAUCCGUCUUCGAGAGGCAAAAGAAAAAGAAAUUGCCAAGGCAUUGUUGAAGAAAAACAAAAAGACCACCGUUUCGGGCAAGGGAAAGGAAAAUGCAUGUUCAGUAGCACAUAACAAUAAUGUUAUAUCGAAAGCUGCAUUGGCUCAACGUGCACGGCGAGAACGCAAAAGAAAUGAUAAGGCAAGCUCUUCAUAUCAAUUGGGACAACGUUCGCGACGUGAACGAGAAAGAUCGAGAGAAUUGAUUCCACCAAGCACAACUAAUACUCCACCGGCUCAGAAAGGAGUAAUGUUUACACAUCUACCUUCGCCAAGCACAUAUUUAGCUUCACAAAGGAAUUGGCCUACUCAUGCAAACCCAUUGCUCCAUGAGACUAGGAAUAUCGGUGUUGUUAUUCGUGAUGAGUGCAAUCUUAAUAUUAUCCGCAAUUCUAAGGCAAAGGAAAAGGAAAAGGCCAAGGCAAUGUCUAAAGGAAAAGAAAAGGCAACUUCUUUUGACAAAGGAAAGGAAAACGCAUGUCCAAUG
Molecule: messenger RNA, 879 nt
Organism: Camellia sinensis
Lineage: Eukaryota; Viridiplantae; Streptophyta; Magnoliopsida; Ericales; Theaceae
Source: RefSeq, a predicted model, not a curated record